AUGCACCGUGCCUUUCUAUCCAGCCUAUUCUUAUCCUACGUGUUGCUCUUCCUUCAGAACACGCUCCCUGUCGUGUCAUGGUCGACAUUCAUUGUCUCCCACACCGCGGGGCAAGAUGAUACACCUGCGCUGACUGCUGCUAUAGCCAAUUACAGCUCUAAUUCCACGAUUUUGUUUCAAAAGGGAAUCACGUAUAAUAUAUUCACGCCUAUCAAGUUCCCAAUUCUGACCAAUGUCGAGAUACUGAUUGAAGGGAAUCUGACGUAUUCUACGAACAUCACAGCUAUUCAGAAUAUCGUGGCCUCUUCUAAAUAUCCUGGAGCAUGGUAG
Molecule: messenger RNA, 330 nt
Organism: Lentinula edodes (shiitake mushroom)
Lineage: Eukaryota; Fungi; Basidiomycota; Agaricomycetes; Agaricales; Omphalotaceae
Exons: 3
Coding region: 1-330 (109 amino acids)
Source: RefSeq, a predicted model, not a curated record